CCGCAGGAGUAGGAGCCGAAGUCAGCAAGCUGGCCACCACAAGCUAUCGGCUGGUUGUGGCGCCGGCCGGCAGCCAACGCAGCGGUGGCAAUGUCGUCGUCACCACAAGCGGCGGCGGCGGCGGUGUUGGCACAGCCAAUAAUGCAACCGUUGUGAACACCGUCGGCGGUGGCAGCAACAACAGCUCCAACAGCGGCGGCCUCAAUGUCACCACGAUCACGACAACGAGCAGCGGCACCCAGGCGCAAUCCUCAUCGGGCGGCAAUCAAAGCAAUGGCACCACCUACAAAAUCGAGAUGCUCGACGAUGACAUCCAGAGUCUGGCCACCGAUGACGAUGACGACGAGCUGAUCAGCAGCGAUGGCAGCUUAUACGAUGGCGAUCUCAAUACCAUUGCGGUCAACGACGAUGUGGCCAAUCAACUAGCCGCUGCUGGUCCGGUGGGCGUGGCCGCCGCUGCAGCCAUUGCGAGCUCGAAAAAGCGCAAGCGUCCGCAUUGCUUCGAAACGAAUCCAUCGGUGCGCAAGCGUCAACAGAAUCGCCUGCUACGCAAGCUGCGCGGCAUCAUCUACGAAUUCACCGGUCGUGUGGGCAAACAGGCUGUUGUGCUGGUGGCGACGCCGGGCAAACCGAAUACCAGCUACAAGGUGUUCGGUGCCAAGCCGCUGGAGGAUGUGCUGCGCAAUCUGAAGAACAUUGUGAUGGACGAACUGGACAAUGCGUUGGCCCAACAGGCGCCGCCGCCACCCCAAGAGGAUCCGUCGCUGUUCGAGUUGCCUGGCCUGGUGAUCGAUGGCAUUCCCACGCCCGUCGAGAAGAUGACGCAGGCGCAACUGCGCGCCUUCAUACCGCUGAUGCUGAAGUACUCGACGGGACGCGGCAAACCCGGCUGGGGCAGAGAGUCAACGCGUCCGCCGUGGUGGCCCAAGGAGUUGCCGUGGGCGAAUGUCCGCAUGGAUGCCCGCUCCGAGGAUGACAAGCAGAAGAUCAGCUGGACGCAUGCGCUGCGCAAGAUUGUCAUCAAUUGCUACAAAUACCAUGGACGCGAGGAUCUCUUGCCCACAUUCGCCGACGACGAGGAUAAGGUCAACGCUCUGAUAUCGCAGUCGGGCGACGAGGACGAGGACAUGGAACAGCUAUCGAAUACGCCCACCAUACAGACCGUGCAAACCGUGACGCCGGCGGUGAGCACCAACAGUCAGCCACAGCAGGUGAAUGUGGUGAAGAUCAACAGCGCCGGCACAGUGAUCACCACGCACACGGCCCAAACGAAUACGCCGGCACCGACAAUAAUCCAGAGCACGAACAAUCAGCAUGUGACCACAACGGCAACGCUGCCGGCCUCGACGAAAAUCGAAAUAUGCCAGGCGCCAGCACAGCAGCAACAUCAACAGCAGCAGCAGCAACAUCAUCAGCAACAACAGCAACAGCAUCAUCAUCAUCAUGGCAGCAAUACGGUGCACAUACAGGCAGUGACACAGGGGCAACCACAGACGAUACAGCUGACAACGGCGAGUGGAACGGCAACGGCGACGGCGGUGCCGACGACAGCAGCAGCUGUAAGUGCAUCAGCGGCAGCGGCUGCCGUCGCUCAACAGCAGCAACAGCAGCAGCAGCAGCAACAACAACAGCAGCAGCAGCAACAACAACAAUCAAAUGCUGCCCAAACAGUCACCGCCCAACAGAUUGCCAAUGCCCAAGUUUGCAUCGAGCCCAUUACGCUCAGCGACGUUGAUGUUCGUACUAAUCUCUCAGAACUUUAUACGACACAGACCGUGCUGUCGCAGAAUGCUGAUGGCACCGUUUCCCUCAUCCAGGUGGAUCCCAAUAAUCCCAUCAUUACGCUGCCCGACGGCACCACCGCCCAAGUGCAGGGCGUGGCAACGCUACAUCAAGGCGAAGGCGGCGCCACAAUUCAAACGGUGCAGAGUCUGACCGAUGUGAAUGGGCAUGAGAAUAUGGUUGAUCUGACCGAGGCGCAAGAUGGACAGAUCUUUAUUACCACCGAGGAUGGCCAGGGAUAUCCGGUGUCCGUGAGCAAUGUCAUUUCGGUGCCCGUUUCGAUGUAUCAAUCGGUGAUGGCAAACAUGCAGCACAUUCAGAACAGCGAUGGCAGCACCGUCUGUCUGGCGCCCAUGCAGGUAGAUAACAGCAGCAGCAACAACAACAACCACAACACACGCAACAACAGCGGCAACCACAGCAACAACAACAAUUGUAGCAGUAGCAAUAGUAGUAGUAAUAAUGCAGCCUCGUUGCUUGGCAUUUCGGUGCUCAAUGCCAGCGGAAUGUUGAAUCGUCGCACUGCGUCGGCAGCAACAACUGUUGCAAGUGCUGCAGCUGCAACAGCGCAGCCGGCAGCUGCUGCUGCGAUAACGCUGCAAGCGCCGCCAAUGACGCGUCUCUUUUGGGCCGCCAGUGGCAGUGGCAACAGCAGCAUCAGCAGCAGCAGCAACACGUUUAACAACAAUAACAAUAGCAUGCUCACUAACAACAACAUCAACAACAACAAUAACAACACUAUCAAGCGCUUGUUGCCAGUUGUGGCUGCAACACCGCCAACAACACCGACAACAACAACGCGUCGUCGCGCGGCCGCAGCGCAAAAGCGUCGCAAGCAGCCAAGCGGCAGCAAGUUGUCGCCGUGCGGCAAGAGCGGCGGCGAUGUUGCUGCUGCUGCCGCAGCCGCAUCGCCGGCAUCUAUACGCUGUGUGGACAGCGCGAGUCUGACGACGAGCAGCGCGCAGGCGCAGCUGCCGGCAAAAACCAUUAAAGUGGAACACUUGGAGUAGCACCCAGACCACGCCGCCUUCUCCCCCACUCUCUCACUCUCUAACAUACCCCUCACUCUUCCCUCACAAACAAAAAGCGACUGCCAAGCUGCAGUCCUCAAAGGCUCCAAAGCAAGCUAACCAAUCUAGUCAAAGCGGCGCUGCAAGCACAAAACAAACACACACACACAUACACACGCACACACACUUGCCAUACAUGCAUGUACAUAUAGAUACGCACACACACACAAGCGCACAAAGGAAUGUGAAUGCCAACAAACAAACCAAAAAAAAAAAAAAAAAGUUAAAAAACCACAAAUCAAAUUAAUUGUACACAAAUUAAUACAAAAAACUACUAACCACGCCCCUUGCCCCUUACCCCUUGCCCACACCCCCAAAAACCCCUUUAACUGAAUUUACACUAAGCGCAAACCAAAAAGAAAAAAAAUAAGAAUAAUUUCUAUAAUUUGUUGAUAAUUGAAGCCAAAACCAAAACACACACACGCAUAAAACUAAACAAAAUCAAAUCAAAUUUGUAUCAUGUUCCUAGCAAUCGUCAAAAACAAAAAACAAAAACAUCAAUUAUGGAAUUUCUUAGUUAAUUAUGUAGUUAUAUCAUUACAUUUAUGCUUUUAUUUUUAGUUUUACCAUAUAUUUUUUUUCGUUAAUUUUAGUUUUGUAAAAUCGAUUAACAUAGUUAAAACCAUGCAACACAAGCCAAAAAUUAACGUUAAUUUUAAUUCAAACAAAACAAAAAACAAAAAUGUAACUUUUUUUGUGCAAUCUAUGGAAAAUGUUAUGCAAUUGAUUGAAUGUAGCUUAAUUGAAUAUUUGAAUUUGUAAGGCAAACAGGAAACAAAAAUUUCUCACAUUGCCACUUGAAUAGAAAUUCAAGUUUUAUUUGAAAUUUUACAAAUUCCCAAAACUUCUUUGGGAACAGCUUUGUAAAGUGAGAAAAAAGUAGCAUAUAAAUCAUCGAUAAAUGAAAUCAUAUAGUCAUCUUGUUAAACUCUCGUCCAACGUAGCCAAUUUGCAUUCAAAAUGUAGCAAGUAAAAAGAAAAAACUAACCCGAAAGUGAAUUAAAAAAUAAUAUUAAAGAACCGCCGCCCACAUUUGCCAUUGAAAACACACCAAAAAAAAAAAAAAAACAAAAA
Molecule: messenger RNA, 3926 nt
Organism: Drosophila sulfurigaster albostrigata
Lineage: Eukaryota; Metazoa; Arthropoda; Insecta; Diptera; Drosophilidae
Gene: ewg
Product: DNA-binding protein Ewg
Exons: 6
Coding region: 297-2792 (831 amino acids)
Biological process (GO): regulation of transcription by RNA polymerase II
Cellular component (GO): nucleus
Molecular function (GO): DNA-binding transcription factor activity, RNA polymerase II-specific; RNA polymerase II cis-regulatory region sequence-specific DNA binding
Source: RefSeq, a predicted model, not a curated record